GAAACGACGGGGAUUCCGGCCAUCGCGACUCUGCCUGCCUUCGAUUCCCCCGGCAAUUGCGGCUGCACGGACUGCUUGACUCCGAUACUUUCCUCUCUCAUCCCUCAGUUUGAACCGGAGGUUCUUCGCCGUAUAACAAUCCACUGUUCCUCCCGUCUGAACCUUGGAUAGAGCACCCUAACCCGUGGAAAGGGAUCGGACCGGUACUUUCGCAUCCAAGCCCGAAGCCAUAAAGAGACCAGCCUCGUUUUACCUUUCCUCUUCGAAAACCUUGACAGCCGUGGCCUAAUUCCCUCCACCGGAUACAAUCAUUCAUCGGCCCAUCUGUUUCUCUCGUCGCAUCGCACAUAAUUAUUCCCUCGGCAUCUACCUCGAAAUCUACGUCCAUUCAUCCAACCUUCGGCGCGCAUACAUACACACACCUUCUCUAGCCACAGUCAUUCCCAUCUCGACCAUCAACAAAAAGCACAAUGGAACCUUCCAAACACACCACAUCGAUACCCUCGUCCAACCCUCCCAGCGUGGAGGUGGCCUACAAACGCAAAUGCAUCGCCCUCAAGAAGCGACUAACCGAGAUCGAGACCGAAAAUGAGCUCAUGCGCCUCCGCAACCGUCGUGGCUGGCAAUACAUCCAGAAGAUGCGCCUCGAGUCGUGCAUCCUGCUUGAGCGUCUUUCCAAGGUCACCGGCAUGGCCGAGGAGGCCCAGUCCGGCGUCAACCCCGAGUUGCGCGCUCGUGCGGCGGCCCUCAUGUCCAACACUUCCACCUUGAACGGCAACGCGGGCGACUCUGGUAAACAUGCUAGGUAUUAUGAGGACGAGACGGAGGGAAGCUCGGAUGAGCAGCCGCCUACGCCCCAAGAACGCCCCCUCCGAGUGAAACGCUCCCGCAAGUCGAACGUCAACGAGGGCGGACAAGACGACGAGGCCGACGGACCCGACGGCGCCAACCCCGAUGCCCCGGGCGCCGGAGGAUCCUCGUCUCUUCCGCGUCUAGCCCCGGCCCCUUCGCAAGAGGAAAUGACCUCCUCGUUCCGCAUCCAAACCGGCAGCAACGGCUCGAAUGAGAAGGAGAACAAAGAUUCCGACGCCAGCGAUCGCGGGAGCCACAAUCCAGAAUCCGGCUCACGAGACAGGGCCGAGGACGCGGGGCCAGAAAAAUCCACCACCCCGAUGGAUAUGGAUGCGAAAGAGCCGAAAGAGGAGAGCUAGGGAUGAUUUAUGGAUGAUCUUUUUUUUUUCGAUGUUCUUUGGUUCUCAUGUAUUCUUUUCGAUUCUGGUCUCGCUUCGCUUUCUUAUCUUUUUACCUUUCGUUUCUUGCUUGAGUUGAGAUGUGACCGACCUUGCUUGGUCUAUCUAUCAUGAGUCGUCUUUUUUUGCCCUGUUGCACCCUGUAUCUUAAUUAGGAGUUUCUUUGUUUCUCCCUAUUUUCUCGUUAUGUCAAUCACCAUCUCAGCAAAAGAACGCAUACGAUUUACUUCCCAAAUCCUCUAUCCCUGUCUUCUACAUAACCCUUUUGUUUCUUAUAGAAUGGGAUUGCUAUUUAUCCAC
Molecule: messenger RNA, 1550 nt
Organism: Aspergillus steynii IBT 23096
Lineage: Eukaryota; Fungi; Ascomycota; Eurotiomycetes; Eurotiales; Aspergillaceae
Exons: 2
Coding region: 471-1211 (246 amino acids)
Source: RefSeq, a predicted model, not a curated record